AUGAAAAAGGCAAAUGAGAAUCAAUGUUGGUGGAUGGCUCGCAAGAACGAUAUGAGCUUGACACAACUUCAACAACUGAAGGCCUCUCUCGAUGAACUAAAGAAGAAUGUUGCUAAGCAAGCUGAGAAGAUUGUGAUUCAUACCCAAAAUAAUCAUCAUCCUCAUCCUCAUCCUCAUCAUCAUCAUCCUAACCAUCCUUUUUUUCUGGGAAGUUCUUCCGGUGGAGUAGGUCUUCCUUUUGAGACAAAGCCUGCUGGAUUCAGUUCUAGCAUUGUUCCAUUCAACAAUCCGAACAUGAUACCUCCACAGUAUCAUGGAUUUGGCCAAGGAUUCUUCUAA
This is a messenger RNA of Carica papaya (papaya), 339 nucleotides long. Lineage: Eukaryota; Viridiplantae; Streptophyta; Magnoliopsida; Brassicales; Caricaceae. The record is from RefSeq and is a predicted model, not a curated record.